Molecule: messenger RNA, 1653 nt
Organism: Papilio polytes (common Mormon)
Lineage: Eukaryota; Metazoa; Arthropoda; Insecta; Lepidoptera; Papilionidae
Product: protein CNPPD1
Exons: 5
Coding region: 166-1368 (400 amino acids)
Biological process (GO): regulation of cyclin-dependent protein serine/threonine kinase activity
Cellular component (GO): nucleus; cyclin-dependent protein kinase holoenzyme complex
Molecular function (GO): protein kinase binding; cyclin-dependent protein serine/threonine kinase regulator activity
Source: RefSeq, a predicted model, not a curated record
GUGAGUCAAUGACAGAUUUUCGUUUCCUGUUGCUUUCUGUUUUUUUUUUUGCCGUCUUGUGACGGUGUUUUGCACAACGUUUAUUUUUAGAUCUAAAAAUCAUAAUAUUUGUGUUGACAGCGUUGAUCCACUUCAGAUUAAAUAGAGCAAGAAAUAAGCCUAAUCAUGUCUAAUAUAUCGAAGAGACGAAAGGAAGGCUCAAGGGCCAAGAUCAAGUCCAUUGGGGACCAUGAUGAGUUUCUUAAAAGAAUAACCAAAACUCUGUACUAUGGUGAACUGCCUGAUCUGCCGUGCCUCAGUCUUCCUGUGACUGAGAUCUCAUGCGAGCUGUGGUCAGUGGCACAGCGCGGGCGGUCACUGCGGCGGCUGCGUGCGGAUGCAGCGGCAGGCAUCGCACGUAGCGCCUGCGUUUCGCCUUGCGCCCUUGUGCUAGCCAUACUCUACCUGGAGCGCCUCAAGUCCUGCAACAAGGAUUACCUCACCUCUGCAGCCCCUGCAGACCUCUUCCUUGUAUCUUUGAUGGUGAGCAACAAAUUUCUACAAGACGAUGGCGAGGAUGACGAGGUGAUCUGCUCCGAGUGGGCCGCCUCCGGGGGCCUCGAGUUGAACCACCUCAAAAAACUUGAAGUGGAAUUUCUAAAUGCUAUUGAUUGGAAUGUUUAUGUGAACGAAAGGUCAUUCGAGGCGGGACUGUUGUGGCUGGAGCGGCAGGUGGCACUCCGCCAGGCCGGCCUGCGCGGCUUCUUCACGUACAGCGACCUGGCGGCGAGCUGCGACUGCGCGCUGCUGCGCGAGGUGGCGGGCGCGCUGCGGGCUGCCUGCGCCGGCUACUUGUCCGGGCUGCUGACGCUGCUCGCCUCCACGCUGGUGCUGUCGCAGGCGUGGCUGCCCGCGCUGCAGUACGCGGCCGCACGCGGCGCGCUCUCCGCUCUCGACACAAAUGUUAUGACCCAACAACCCGACAUCGCCCCCUUCAACAACCGCACGCUGGAUCCCGCACCGGACUCGCCCCCCGCGGAGCCCGCGCUGCCGGAUAAACUCAAAUGCUGCACCAGGUGGCUGCAAUAUCAAGACAGGACUGACACAAAAAAUCACUGGCAAGAUAAUAAUAACGCAUAUGACUGGAAAUCUUUCGAAACAUGGUGGUCUAAAACUCCGCUGCUGAACUGGCUGUACCACAGCUCCAUGAUCGGCCCCAUGCAGAGAUGGUUGGAAAUAGUCGACGAGUAUGCGGAUUUAUUUAAAAAGAAAUUAUACAGCGAUGAAGGCACACGAUAUGGGGAGCGGUGCGGAGACCACCACUGUGUUCGGCAAUGGUUGAACCUCAGCAAGCUCAACAUGCUGCUGGCCUCCGCCGCAGACCGCUAGACACUGUGACCGUAGCCCGGUGCACUGCACUGGACAGAUGCCUCUAGCACUCUCUAUUGGCUAAAUAAGCUAAAUAUUAAUGAUUUAACUAAAGCUCAGUAAAUUAUUUUUUAUUUUUAACUUUGUACUGUACUAAUGUCAUGUACUUACAUAUUUGAUAAGGUUAACUGAAGUAAAGGGUGGCCACUUGUGCGACUGCUGUAAGAACAAUGCCAACUUUAUCAGUUUAAGAAGUAAUUCUUAUAUUUUUGUAUGUGAAUUAACUAAAUAAAUCUUCCGAAUUAG